Penicillium paradoxum is the source of this 3612-nucleotide messenger RNA. RefSeq lists its product as uncharacterized. The coding region runs from base 1 to 3612 and encodes 1203 amino acids. The record is from RefSeq and is a predicted model, not a curated record. Gene Ontology annotation, biological process: positive regulation of establishment of bipolar cell polarity regulating cell shape. Gene Ontology annotation, molecular function: protein binding. The transcript has 2 exons. Lineage: Eukaryota; Fungi; Ascomycota; Eurotiomycetes; Eurotiales; Aspergillaceae. Gene Ontology annotation, cellular component: plasma membrane of growing cell tip.
AUGAGGAUAGCUUCAUUGUUUGGGCCCGCGGCGGCUGGCUGGCCCUCGUUUCUCGCGCUUUUACCGACUCUGAACGCCCUGUCAUUCGAACCAGUCUCAGUUCCAGAGCUGGACCUGACCUCGCUGGGACGGGUAUCAAUCACUGGUGAUUUUGAUGGCGUCUCUCUCUAUCAGUAUAAGGGACAAACCGAAUCAAUUGCUCAAAAUGGCACUCAAGCCCUUUUAACCCCGCUCCCGAACGGCAUCCUCACAAAUCUUUCCUCAUCCGACGCGCAGAUUAUGGCAAUGUGCCCCUUUAUUCAAAAGAAUGGGGCCUUUGCGGGAAUAUUUGUCGGUGGUAACUUCACUAGCCUGGGCGGGGUCGACUCACCCGGCGCUGCACUCUUCAAUCCGAAUACCAGCAAGGUCACUGCUUUGCCAGGUCUCUCAGGCUCAGUAGCGGCCGUGACUUGCGAUCAGGAGCACAAUCGCGUCUAUGUUGGAGGCAAAUUUUCACAUGACAACACCACUAACGUAGUCGCCUGGACGCCUGAGAAUGGCUGGACUGAUCUCUCAUUCAAUGGUCUGAAUGGCCCAGUCAGCUCGAUCUUGAAGGCUGAGAAUGGCCAUAUCAUCUUUGGAGGAUCAUUCGACGCUCUAGGAAACAGCACUAAAUCCACAAAAGAAAGGCAGAUCCUCAACCUUCAAAAUGCGACUGUCACGUCCGAUUCAGAUUCCCCUCUGGAUGGCUACUCUGAUCCUCGUAAUAUUAUCUGCUCGACGAGUGGAGAGGCUGCUCCAGGCAAGACCUAUCUUCUGCAUGAUUAUGCGCCGGGAUUUUGGAGAGCGGACCUCGGCUUCGACUUUUUCCCGACCAAGAUCCGCCUCUACAAUACUCAUUUGGAUGGACGCGGUACCAAGGCCUUUUUACUUCGAGCUCUCCCCGACAAUGGCAUCAUGAAUUUGACGUACACUGACGAAUCGGGACACAAAGCCAACUGUGACUCGUAUUGCCCGCUUUCUAGCAACCCUAGUGAAAAGUACCGUGAAUUCACUAUGGUUAACCCCGUUGGCAUGCAGGGACUUCAAAUCGAAGUUCUUGAUUGGUAUGGACAGGGAGCUGGCCUGAACGGCAUCCAAGUUUUUCAGGAUCAAAUCCUAACUUAUGCCAUCGAUCAAUACAACGAACCCACCUGCGCAGGGAUUGAAUAUCCUGCCCAGUCAAGGCGCACCGGCUCUUGGACCGUCGAGUCUGGGUAUGUGUCUGCAAAAGUGACCGACUCUGAUGCGUCUACUACAAGUGUCACAUUCGAGCCUGACCUGAAAAAGUCCGGCAACUAUAAGAUCAAGGUAUAUACACCCGGCUGCAUCCAGGACAACUCUUGCAGUUCGCGGGGUAUUGUCAACGUCACGGCUACUCUUACGAGCGGCUCUGACUCUGACCAACCAGGUCCGUCAUAUCUCUAUCAAACCAACUACUACGAUAAGGAAGACACUUUCUACACUGGCUACGUCGACGCCAACAGUGACUCCUUCCGGCCCAAGGUUACUCUGCGAGCCAAGGACGGUCAAGGUGAUAUUACGAUUGUGGCGUCUCGUGUUCGCUUUGAACUGCUCUCUAGCACUGGUGGCCUCAAUGGGCUCUAUGACUAUGAUCCAACUUCAUCCAAGACUGACACCACAGAUCUCACAAAGUCGGACAUCAACAAGGCGGGGACUUCGCUCAACCACAAUGCAACAAUCACAGUUAUCAAGGAGCAUGAUGAUGUGAUUUAUGUCGCUGGUAAUUUCUCUGAUAGCAAGAUCCACAACAUCAUGUCGAUCAGGGACGGCGCUAUCACCGCAAUGCCUGGCUCUGGACUUAAUUAUCCAGUACUGGCAAUGUCUACCCACGAUGAUCUCCUAUAUGUUGGAGGUCGCUUCACCGAUACCUCAGAUGGUGGCGCGGAUGGCCUCGAACACGUUGCAGCAUACUCAUUCUCUUCGAAGAAGUGGUCACCUCUGGGCGCAGGACUGAACGGUCCUGUCAACUCAAUUUGGCCUGUUGCGUUGAAUGCAUCGACAGCUAUCAACGAAACCAUAAUUGCCGUGAGCGGAGACUUUGACCAAAUCAUUGCGUCCAACGGCAAACCCGCUGUUUCUGUGGCUGGGUUUGCCAUCUGGGUCCCUUCCCACAAGGACUGGCUCCAGAACCUCAAUGUCACACAGAUGCAAUUCGGUGGUCAACUUUCAGCUGUUGCUUCCCACAACAAUACCCUCAUCUUGGCUGGUAAUCUUGCCACUAACGGUAUCAUCGCUGGUGGUGCGGUGUCGCUGCUAGACUUUGACGAGAACCUGCAACUCAUCCCUCUGUCAAUGAAGGUCAACCGCAAAAACCCGAGUACCGGUCUGAUCACUGGUGCUUAUGACACCGAUUCAGAUCGCAAUCUUACCAUCUACGGUGGACAUUUCACCGCCGCUAGUAGCAAUGGAUCGAUGAUUGAAAAUAUUGCCAUCCACAACGGCACCGAUCAGACCAUCUCAGGUCUGCCACAAGGCGUCGAUACUAACUCAACAUUUAUUUCAAUGCUUGUACACAAUGACACCCUUUAUGCGGGUGGAAACAUUACUGGAAAUCUUGGCCAUUCCACACUAGGUGGCCUUGUGGUUUUUGACCUUGUCAAAAACGAGUUCUCAGAGACCCAACCAAAGUUCUCGGGCUCAGACGUAGCUGUCAAUGCUAUUGUCAAUCGACCGGGCUCAUCUGAUGUCUACUUCGGAGGAAAUUUCGAAGCGGUCGGCCAGUUUCCCUGUAAUUCGGUUUGUUCUGUGGAUCCCACCACCGGCGAGUGGACUCACCCUGGCACGUCCCUCAGUGGUACGGUGAUGGAACUCAAGUGGGCCAGCCAAAACAAAUUGAUGGCUAUUGGUGACCUGCGAGUCGGUGGCAACCAGACCUCAAUUGCUGUCUACAAUGUGAAAUCUGACUCCUGGUCAGCCUUCUCUGGCGCUUCCCAGUCUGAAAUCCCUGGAAAUGUCACUGCUUUCACUCCCGCUAGUGCAGACAUGUCGAAGUUCUGGAUCGGAGGUACUGCCACAAAUGGUUCAGCCUUCUUCAUGAGCUACGACGACUCCAAGAAGUUCCAGUCUCCCGCGAGUCUGUUCUCCGAAGGCACGGUCAUUCGUGGCUUAGAGGUUCUUCCUGUUCGCCAUGAUCAUUCUGAUGCCUCCCUGUUGAAUAACGACCAGACGUUGUUAAUUAUUGGUUCCCUCCUGAUCCCGGGCUUUGGUCAUGCAUCGGCAGCACUCUACAAUGGGAGCGAUGUCACUCCGUUCAUUCUUUCCCAGCAAGCAGAUGGCACACCGGGCAGCAUGUCGAAGUUCUUCUCGGAGAAGAAAAAUCCUUACACCAAGGACACAAAACAUCACUCCAAUGGCAUCGCAGUCUUGGUAGCCUUCUGCUGUGCUCUCGGCUGCGUCUUCCUCAUCGUCCUGGCCGGUGUCAUCCUGAACAAGGUGCAGCGCCGCCGCCAGGGUUACGCAGCUGCCCCUCAGACCUUUGGCACUGACCGACCUUCUGAUAUGCAGCGCUUGCCCCCAGAGUAUCUGUUCAACUCUCUGCGCCAGCCCAACCCCAGUGUCCCAGCCCUUUAA